AUGGCAAAGCCCAAGGCAAGGCCCAGCACUACAGGAGCCUGCAAGGGAAAAACACCAGUCACUCGGCAAGGAUCCAGCACAGCCUCCCGUCCAUCCAACGCAGGACGGAAGCUGCAGCUGGCACAAGGCCGAGGGGGCCCUCCCGGGCGGACUCAGCUAGCCUCAACAUUGCCCAGGGUCCGGGCCCGAGCGCUGCACCAGGGGCGCUCGGCACGAGGCCGAUCAAGGGAAGAUAGUGCAGCAUCUCCGUCGCCGCUGCCACCGCCGCAGACCGUUCCGCGGGCAACAUCCCGCCAACCUCCAAGCCUUGACGUGCCAAACACACGUGGAGCUGGUCCUGUACGUACGACAGCAGCGUCAAGCACGUCCCCACGUGCACAACGCGCUGCUCGACGAAGGGAGGCAGCGCGCCUACAGGAGCAGCGGCAGGAGGAGCAGGCGGGACAGGAGGGAUUGGCGGCACAGGAGGAGCCGGCGGCUGAUGCAGUUGAGGCUGGGGUAGAGGAAACUGGUUCACGGGGGGAUGCCGCUGCUGCGGGGCCAGGUUUGACGCGGCGGGGGGAGCCUGUUGUUGCUGCAGAGGCUGACUCGACGGGGGUGGAGCGGGAGAUGCAAUUGCCUACUGCUGUGAUUGCAACCGCCUCUGGCGACGACUCAUUCGCGCCCGCUGCGGCGCAGACUGCGGUGCCGACGGCGCCACCGGCGGACGGGGUUCUGGCUGCGGAGGAGGAGGCACGUGUGAAGCGGGGGUUGGCUGAUUCACCGACGCCGUUGAUGGCGGUGUCCCCGUCAACUCUCGGGGAGUUGGAGAUUGCUGCAGACGUAGCUGGGGCAGCGAGGCAACAAGAACAACCCCCGAACGAACCGUCUGCACCGACUGCCGCUGAGAUCGCUGAAAUGCCUGCUGCUGCCACGGCCGUAAACACGCAGGAGCAUGGCCAGGCGGUGGAUGGAAUUGAGGGUCCCGUGAACAGCGCCGCUUCCGGCGCUGCACCGGCGAGGAGGAAGGUGAAGCUGCGCGUCCAGUCAGCACCGAGGCGGCCCGGAGCAGGGCUGCGACCUGGGGUCCCGGGACCCCUCCUGGGCUGGCUUAGGCAAGGGCAGUCGCCACCGGGGAAUUGUGUGGGGCAGGCCGACGGGGGCAAGACGAGCGAUAAUGGCGACCCCCUGGGUGCCGGCUAG
Molecule: messenger RNA, 1182 nt
Organism: Closterium sp. Yama58-4
Lineage: Eukaryota; Viridiplantae; Streptophyta; Zygnematophyceae; Desmidiales; Closteriaceae
Source: the annotation of a GenBank genome assembly